CAUGGCUCGACCCCAACAACGCUAUCGAGGUGUCCGCCAGAGGCAUUGGGGCUCCUGGGUCUCCGAAAUCCGCCACCCUCUUCUGAAGACAAGAAUAUGGCUGGGGACGUUCGAAACUGCGGAAGAUGCAGCUAGAGCGUACGACGAAGCAGCGAGGCUUAUGUGUGGAACAAAGGCAAGAACUAAUUUUCCGUUUAAUCCCAAUGAGCCACAGUCGUCUUCUUCCAAGUAUCUCUCUGCAACUUUGACGGCGAAGCUUCACAAAUGCCACAUGGCUUCGCUCUCACUUCAAAUGGCCAAUAAGCAGAAACAGCCACAGCAACAAGAACCACCUCAGAGGCCUAACUAUAACCACCAUAGCUACCCAUGUGCCUCCAGCAAUGGCAUUGGCGGAACGAGUUCCGACGCGGGAUUCCGGUGGCCGGAGAUGAGACCUGAGGAAUCCCAAUGGGUGGUAGAAGGCCAGGGAGAAGAAGUUGGGCCAGUACUUGAAGAUGAUCACAUAGAGCAAAUGAUUCAGGAGUUGCUUCAUUAUGGCUCCGUCGAGCUCUGCUCUCUUGGCUCAGCCUAGCCUAGCCUCCAAAAUUAUGCUUUUUCCUUCUUCCAAGACAUUAAAUUUAGGUAUAAUCAUUUGAAGGGGUUGCCAUCAGUUCUCC
Molecule: messenger RNA, 656 nt
Organism: Neltuma alba
Lineage: Eukaryota; Viridiplantae; Streptophyta; Magnoliopsida; Fabales; Fabaceae
Product: ethylene-responsive transcription factor ERF003-like
Exons: 2
Coding region: 2-571 (189 amino acids)
Biological process (GO): regulation of DNA-templated transcription
Molecular function (GO): DNA binding; DNA-binding transcription factor activity
Source: RefSeq, a predicted model, not a curated record